This is a messenger RNA of Owenia fusiformis, 2261 nucleotides long. NCBI's taxonomy places the organism in Eukaryota, Metazoa, Annelida, Polychaeta, Sabellida, Oweniidae. The record is from the annotation of a GenBank genome assembly.
ACUAUGACCCCAAAAGAGAUUGAGACCACGAGAAAAAAUCAAACCGAAAUAAAAAUGGCGGACAUGAAGUUUAAUGCCCUGAUUAAAGCUAUCCGUGAUCGUGAUUUGAAUAAAUGCAAAGAACUUUUGAACGUUGCCAAUGGUACUCUUGAUAAUUUGCUGUGCCAAAAAGAUUCAGACGGGGACACGGCCCUUUUGAAAGCUGUAAAACAGGGAGACGACAUAGACAUCGUUCAAAUUGUUUUAGAUAAAACAAAGGAAUGCCCUGGUGGCAUUCAUGUAACCAAUAAUAGCGGAAGAAAUGCAAUAAAUGCUGUCAUGGAUCCGGAAUAUCAUCGAGUUUAUGAACCUGAUAAAAUGGAGCUAGUAGAGAUGAUUAUUAAAUCAGGCUGUGAUUUGAACAAGCAUGACAAUGACAAUGUAACCCCUCUUUAUCGACUGGUGGACGGACAAUUUCCCUGGGUUAAAAAUGAUCCUCUGGAAACGGAAGCGUUGCUAACGAUUUGCAAGAUGAUGCUAGAUACAGGGUGCGAUGUAAAUGCUAAGUCUAAACAGACAACGGUCCUACAUCGUGCAGUAAAGACCCAAAACAUCCCAUUAAUGAAACUUUUGUUGGACUAUGGUGCAGACCCUAAAGUAUAUGAAACAACUCAAUUCGGGCCAGAUGAAGGAAUUAAAUAUGACGUUCUUCAUACGGCCGCUCAUACAUCUCCAUCCGAGCAAAUGAAGCUGAUCCUUGAAUCUGGAAGAGCCAACCUAGAUUCUAAGAACUCUUAUGGUAGAACUGGAUUGAUGAUGGUGCUGGAAGAAGAUCCAAUAGACAAUGAUAUAAAAAAUAAAAUAGAAAUACUUAUGGCGGCUGGAUGUGACCCGAGUUUGACUGAUAACAGUGGAAAGACAAUUCUCCAUAUACUUUGCGAAAACCAACGUGUUAUACACGCUCAACAUUAUGGCUAUUGUAAGGAAAAACAACUUAUCUUGGCAAACGUAGCGGAAACGUUGCUAAAAGACAAGAGAAUUAAAGCUCUUGUGAACCGUCAAGAAAGUGAGCACAAAAGCACCCCGCUUCAUAUUGCUGUAAAAAACUCCCUUGUAAAUAUUGUUCAAUUACUCCUGUCUGAAGGUGCAAGCGUAGUCAUCAAAAAUAAAUAUGGUCAGACUGUUAAUGAUAUAAAACUGGAAGGAGACGAGGCAGAUAAAAUUGGCCUUAUGCUGAAAGAUGCAAAAGAACGCAACGAUGGUGGCUUGUUUGUGGCAAUCACUAAUCUUGAAGAGAUCAGUCAACUUUUAAAAUGUUACGCCAUGUUUACCAGAAAAGAUGAGGCAUAUGACAAUUUAGCCAAACUGAGGGAAAUAAUCAAAGAAGAAGUGUACAAAAGCGAUCCAAGCAUGAAAUCUCUGAUGUCCACCGAAGAUAAGGAAAUCCUCCAAAGACACACUGCCAAGAUUUUAGAUGAUGUAGAGAUCAAGUCUUCAUCGUUAAUCGAUUAUCUAUUUAGCGAACGUGUUCUGACUCGGGAGCUAAAAGACGAAAUUUUCUCAAAACCAACUCAACUAGAGAUGGCAAGGAAACUCGUUGAUAUUCUUCCAAGAAGAGGAAAUGAUGCGUUGCAGAUUUUUAUUAGUGGCUUGCGAAAAUCUGGGCAUGGACAUCUCGCCGAUGCUCUUGAUGAAGAUCGCAAAGGUGGAGGAGUAGCAACAAACGCAGCCAAAAGGCUCAAACCAAAUGCAGAUUAAGAGGAGUGAUCUUAUACUGAAUAUGAUCCUAACAUUUCUUAACAGCACGUUAAUUUGUAAAAUGACACGUUAGGUCUACUAGUGAAAUAAGAUGGGUAUUAUCGAUAUGACGACAGGCACUGAGUUCCAUAUUGUGAUUCAUUGGAUGGACGACCCCCUUGCUUACCUUGAUACAUAUUGUGUACGAUCCGUCAGUGCCUAUCACAAUGAGAAAGUCCGGGUGGUGCGGAGGCUGGAAAUACACGGUGUCAUUCCCAAGUUGCUUGGGCACUAGGCACGUUCUGCUUUUCACAUUCGAAGGCCUUGCAUCUACAGCUAUCAAAAUUACAAGAAAAGACAAAUCAUUACAUUGAAAGACGACGAUAAUGAAAUUAUGACUGAUGCACACCGAAACACUCUGACAACGGUAAAGUCAGAUGCGGUUGUCACAAAUGGUACUGCUGCAGUAUUUCAAAAUCAAAUAGAAUUUCCCUUUCCCUAAAGAAACAUCCUAGAACACCUGGAAGGGGUGACUGGUACAUUAU